Molecule: messenger RNA, 2313 nt
Organism: Rotaria sp. Silwood2
Lineage: Eukaryota; Metazoa; Rotifera; Eurotatoria; Philodinida; Philodinidae
Source: the annotation of a GenBank genome assembly
AUGCCUAUUUUAAAUCGUGACAAUGUUGUUAUUGGUGUUGCACAAAUAAUUAAUAAAAAAACUGGUACACAUGAAUUCACAACUAAAGAUAUUGACGUCUUCCGUAAUUAUUUGACAUUUUGUGGUCUUGGUUUAUCGAAUGCACAAUUAUUUGAAUUAUCUAUUCAAGAAUAUAAGAAGAAUCAACUUCUUCUGAAUCUAGCACGAAAUUUAUUUCGUGAACAAAAUGAACUUGAACGUUUAGUACAUAAAAUAACAAUUGAGUCACAAGGUCUUAUGCAAUGUGCUCGCUGUUGUGUUUAUAUAUUAGAUCGACCUGCAACAUCAAAUAAGCCUGAAGAUAUUCAUUUUUCUAAAGGAUUUGAUAUGAUUUAUGGCGAAGAAUUUAAAGUAACAACAAAUGAUUUUCUUGAAAAUUCUCGUUAUGCAAAAAUUGCUUAUCAUGUUGCUUCAACAAUGGAAACAGUUAAUCUCAAUGAAAUAAUGAAUGAUCAAGCUCUUGCACCUCUUUUAAUAUCAAAUGGUGACGAUACAUUUGAAUUAAAAAAUAUCUUGUGUGUACCAAUUAUGGAUAGUGAUGGUCAUGUUAUUGGUGUUUCACAAGUUAUGAAUAAAUUAAAUGGAAGAAUAUUUACUGAAGAUGAUGUUGCAAUUAUUGAAGCUUUUUCCGUUUUUUGUGGUUUGGGUAUUCAUAAUACUCGUCAAUAUGAAAAUGUUGUUCGUUUAACAGCUAAACAAAAUGUUGCAUUUGAAGUUUUAUCUUACCAUGUUAUUGCAUCAGAAGAAGAUGUGCAUCGUGUUUCACAAAUUUCAGUACCUGAAGCAAAUCAAUUAAGAUUAUAUGCAUGGGAAUUUAAUGAUAUGGUUUUAACAGAUGAUGAAACAGUUUUAGCUAGUGUAAGAAUGUUUGUUGAAUUAGAUUUACCAAAAAAAUUUCGUAUACCACAUGAUGUUAUUUGUCGAUGGGUAUUAAGUGUAAAGAAAAAUUAUCGACCGGUGAUUUAUCAUAAUUGGAGACAUGCUUUUAAUGUUGCUCAAACAAUGUUUUCAAUGCUUACAACCGGUGGUAUGAAUGUUUGUAUGAGUGACUUCGAACGUAUUGGUUUGUUAAUCGCAUGUUUAAGUCAUGAUCUUGAUCAUCGUGGAACAAAUAACGCUUUUCAAGCAAAAGUUGAUGCACCACUGGCAAAAUUAUAUACAACAUCAACACUUGAACAUCAUCAUUUUGAUCAAUGUGUUAUGAUAUUACAAACUGAAGGAAAUAAUAUUUUACAAACAUUAUCACCCGAUGAUUAUAAAUUAGUUGUUCGUUAUGUUGAAACAGCAAUUUUAUCAACUGAUUUAGCACUUUAUUUUCGAAAACGAGGUGAAUUUCAAAAAUUAGUCGAAGCUAAUGAAGAACAUUGGGAUGAUCCAACAAAAAAAGAAUUACUUAGAGGAAUGAUGAUGACAGCAUGUGAUGUAGCAGCUAUUUGUAAACCAUGGGAAAUUCAACAAGUUGUUGCUAAAUUAGUUGCAAGUGAAUUUUUUCAACAAGGAGAUAUUGAAAGAAAUCAAUUACAUGUUGAACCAAUUCCAAUGAUGGAUCGAGCUAAAAAAGAUGAAUUACCAAAAAUGCAAGUUGGUUUUAUCGAUUCAAUCUGCCUUCCACUUUAUAAAAUGCUUGCCGAUGUUGAUCCUGGUUUAGAUCCACUUUUUGAAGGUUGUAAGAAUAAUCGUGAGAAUUGGGAAAAAUUACAACAAGAACAUGACAAAUUGACAUUAAGAAAAAUAGUUGAAGUGUCAAAACCAGCACUACAACCAAAAAAUUUAACUUCAUCACAAUCAGAUUCAACAACAUUACUUAAAGUGACAAAAAAUAAUGAUGAAAAUUUGUCUCCUUCACCUUCUUUAUCAAUGAAAGAAGCAAAAUCUGUCAAUCGUGAACAACAAACAACAUCAAUAACAGUACCAACUAUUGAUCCAAUACUUAUAUCAACAAUACAUGCUAAUAAAGGUGCAAUUGAUACAAUACGUGGACAAAUAACUGAAUUAAGACAUGAUGUUGAUCACUUACGAACGCAAAUUAAAAAUCGUAAACGAUCAACAACAAAUAAUACAAAUUCACCACGUGUUAUUCCAAAUCAAGCUCCAUCACAAAAUCUUCCACCUGUAUCAUCAUCUCCACCUUCGAAUGUUAGUAAUCGUCAUCAUGUAUCAAAAUCUAAUGCUAAUAAUACAAAUCCAGCAUCAUUUUCUCAUCAUCAUCACCAUCAUCAUCAUCUUGGACAACCAGGUGCAAUAGGGCAUUCAUCUGUUUGCGUUAUUAUUUAA